AUGUCUGUCAAAAUUACCGGUUACGAGACACACGAUGUCCGCUUCCCAACGUCUCUUACGGGCGAUGGAACGGACGCAAUGAACACGGAUUGCGACUAUUCUUCAGCAUAUAUAUCUCUGUUCACAUCUUCCGAUCUGGUUGGCCAUGGUAUGACCUUCACGAUCGGUCGGGGUAACGAUAUUGUCUGCUCCGCGAUCAAGGAGCUCGCCAGCCGACUGGUGGGCAAGGAUGUGGAGGAACUUUUUGCAAACAUGGGGAAGACAUGGGAAUAUUUGUGCGCUGACCCGCAAUUACGAUGGAUCGGCCCUGAGAAAGGUGUGAUCCACAUCGCUCUUGGUGCGGUCGAUAAUGCGCUUUGGGAUAUGUACGCCCGCUCGCGAAAUAAGCCAUUAUGGAAGCUGGUGGUAGACAUGACUCCCGAAGAACUCGUCAGUGCGACAGCAUUCCGUUACAUCACCGACGCAAUCACACCUGAGGAGGCACUUGAGAUGCUCAAGGCGAAAGCCGCAACCAAGGCGGAGAGGGAGUCGACAGUACGCGAACUAGGAUAUCCCGCGUAUGUUACUUCCGCCGGAUGGUUGGGGUACAGCGACGAAAAGGUUGCACGGCUUACUCGUGAGGCGGUUGAGGCGGGUUUCAACCACUUCAAGAUGAAGGUCGGCGCGGAUCGCGAUUCGGACCUCCGGCGAGGCAAGAUCAUUCGCUCAAUCAUCGACGACCCGCAGUACCUGCCAGCGGGCAAAAAGCCUCGGGAUCCCAACAGCCCUGAGCUUAUCGGGAAGAACGCCGGCCCUACGGGCAGUGUGUUAAUGAUCGAUGCAAACCAGGUAUGGGAUGUCCCACAAGCCAUUGAGUAUGUCAAGAGUCUGGAGGAGAUAAAGCCUUGGUUCAUUGAAGAACCUACUGCUCCUGACGAUAUUCUCGGCCAUGCUGCGAUUCGCAAGGCGCUCAAGCCGCACGGCAUCGGCGUUGCAACUGGCGAGCACGCGCACAAUCGAAUGGUCUUCAAGCAGCUCUUGCAGGCAGGUGCGAUCGAUGUGUGCCAGAUUGACUCCUGCCGCCUCGCAGGCGUCAGUGAAGUUCUCAGUGUUCUGCUCAUGGCCGCGAAAUUUGGCGUCACCGUGUGUCCACACGCAGGCGGCGUUGGUCUUUGCGAAUACGUGAUUCACCUAAGUCUCAUCGACUAUAUCGCUGUCUCCGGGACGAUGGAGAGAAAUGUCCUCGAGUUCGUUGACCACCUCCACGAGCACUUCCUGUACCCGUGCUCCAUCAAUCAGAACGGCCGCUACAAUGUGCCAAGCGCCGCUAGUGAAGGGUACAGUAUCGAGAUGCAUAAGUCGAGUAUCGCAGAGUACGAGUGGCCGCAUGGUUCAUACUGGGUGAACUCACCUAAGGUCAAGGGUCAGCAGUAA
Messenger RNA from Fibroporia radiculosa, 1413 nucleotides. RefSeq lists its product as uncharacterized. Gene Ontology annotation, biological process: carbohydrate catabolic process; amino acid catabolic process. Bases 1 to 1413 code for a protein of 470 amino acids. NCBI's taxonomy places the organism in Eukaryota, Fungi, Basidiomycota, Agaricomycetes, Polyporales, Fibroporiaceae. Gene Ontology annotation, molecular function: magnesium ion binding; L-fuconate dehydratase activity. The record is from RefSeq and is a predicted model, not a curated record. The transcript is spliced from 8 exons.